AUGGAUGACAAUCCAACACCAUACCGCAACGGAUUCACGUUUGUUACUAUUGAUGAUCGUCCCGGUCCGAGUAAAGACGGCACCACUGGCGGCAACGAAGAUCCGGGGCGAGGGAUCGCGAGUCUUGCACUCCCGUCGGCGGAGAUGGAGGGAUCGGCAACGGAGGGAAAUCACGGAGGCGAUCCCCGCGCCGAGCAUGCCGCAACCAAGGAGUCCGAGGCGGCGGCAACGCAGCACCAUCUGACGCUGCUCCAGCCGACCGUGGUCGAAGUUUCUGCAGCCGUGCUGGAUAAGGACAAGGUGGGGGAGCACGAGUCGGUGGGGCUGGUCGGUGGCUCUCCACCUUCUGGUGGACGGGGGAGGCGUAGGCAGAGGAAGAGCGAUGGGGAGGACGAUUAUGACACCGCCGUACCUGGGGACCUCAUUACGCGGGCGAAGAGGCGGCAGACGACAGGUAGUGCUGACGACGCCGAUGGCGCGGCAGUUGGGACACCGCGAGGCGCCAAGGAAGCCCGUGGCAAGGCGAGCGGUCAAGCAUUGCGCCAGAAGGGCCGACCCGCAGCAAGAAAAGCAUCCGGCGGAAGGAGAGGCAAGAAAGCAGCGACGGAAACAAAGCCGAAACGGGGCGAUGAAGACCCCGGUGAUGCGGAGGAGGAGGAGGAUGAGGAGGAGGAUGCGGAGGGAGAGGAGGAUGAAGAGGAAGCGGAGGAGGAUGACGCGGAUGUUGGGGAGGAUGAAAAAGAUGAGAAUGAUGGCGGGGAGGACGAAGAGGAGGAGAAGGAGGAGGAGGAGGAGGAUGAGGAGGAGGAGGAGGAGGAGGAGGAGGAGGAGGAGGAGGAGGAGGAGGAGGAGGAGGAGGCAGAUGAGGAGGAGGAGGAGGAGGAGGAGGAGGAGGAGGAGGAGGAGGAGGAGGAGGAGGAGUAG
This is a messenger RNA of Closterium sp. NIES-65, 924 nucleotides long. Lineage: Eukaryota; Viridiplantae; Streptophyta; Zygnematophyceae; Desmidiales; Closteriaceae. The record is from the annotation of a GenBank genome assembly.